AUGGAACCAUUCAGAAUUUCAUUCAUACUUAGGGCAGUGUACGGUACACUUCCUUCCCCUUCAAACUUACACCAAUGUGGACUGAUAGAAGAACCAAGCUGCAAGUUAUGUGGUGAAAGAGGUACUAUGGCACAUAUACUUUCAGGCUGCAAAGUUUCUCUGACACAGGGAAGGUAUCGAUGGCGGCACGAUAAGGUUCUAAAACAUCUAGCAGAGAUCUUAAAUAUGAGAGAAGAAAGAAGAGAUCAUCACAAACAGAGGCAAAGCAGAUCAGAUUCGUUAAAGAGGGAGAUACGGGACAUGCAACAAAGUCACAACAGCACUUCAUCUUGGACAAGAGCAGUGAAUGGAACAUAA
Molecule: messenger RNA, 357 nt
Organism: Mytilus trossulus (common blue mussel)
Lineage: Eukaryota; Metazoa; Mollusca; Bivalvia; Mytilida; Mytilidae
Exons: 1
Coding region: 1-357 (118 amino acids)
Source: RefSeq, a predicted model, not a curated record